AUGACCGCCGGAACGAAUUUCUCCAACGGCGAACCCGCGCAGGAUCGCCGCUUCGGUACUCUCGCCGUUCACGCCGGUGCCCCUCACGAUCCCAUCACCGGCGCUGUUAUCGCUCCCAUCUCUCUUUCCACUACCUACGCGCAGACGAGCGUUGGCAAUCCUGUCGGCGUCUACGAGUACACCCGGAGCUCCAACCCCAACCGUGACAACUUUGAGCAGGCUGUUGCGGCCCUCGAGCAUGCGAAAUACGCCCUGGCCUUUUCCUCCGGUUCUGCCGCUACGGCGAAUAUCCUCCAGUCCCUCGCCGCGGGCUCGCACGUCGUCUCGGUCUCCGAUGUGUACGGUGGCACACACAGAUACUUCACCAAGGUCGCGUCCGCCCACGGCGUGCAUGUGACGUUCUCGCCGACGAUCGAAUUGGACGUGGAGGAGCUGAUCCGACCCAACGAGACCAAGUUGGUGUGGAUCGAGACCCCUUCGAACCCGACUCUGGGCUUGGUUGAUAUUCGCAAGGUCGCGGACAUUGCGCAUCGCCAUGGCAUCUUGGUGGUGGUGGACAACACCUUCAUGAGCCCUUACAUCCAGAACCCCUUGGACCACGGUGCCGAUAUCGUGGUGCACUCGGUGACCAAGUAUAUCAACGGACACUCUGAUGUCCUCAUGGGUGUCGCCGCCUUCAACUCGGAGAGCUUGAAGGAGCGCCUCACUUUCCUCCAGAACGCCAUUGGAGCCGUUCCCUCUGCGUUCGACUGCUGGCUGGCUCACCGUGGUCUGAAGACUCUCCACCUUCGUGCGCGUGAGGCCACGACCAACGCCACCGCUGUGGCCAAGGCGCUUGAAGCCUCCCCUCACGUCCUGUCCGUCAACUACCCUGGCAUCGACUCUCACCCCCACCGCGCCAUCGCUAUCAAGCAGCACCGCCAGGGAAUGGGCGGUGGUAUGCUGAGCUUCCGUCUCAAGGGCGGCCAGAAGGCUGCUCACCUCUUCUGCCAGUACACCAAGGUUUUCACGCUGGCCGAAAGUCUGGGAGGUGUCGAGAGUCUUUGCGAGGUUCCCUCCAGCAUGACUCACGCUGGUAUCCCCAAGGACCAGCGGGAGGCCGCUGGUGUGUUCGACGACCUUGUCCGCAUGAGCUGCGGUGUUGAGGAUGCGGAGGAUCUCACGGCCGACGUGCUGCAGGCCCUUGAAAAGGCCGUGGCGGCCAGCCUGCAGGAGAACGGCACCAAAUAA
Aspergillus melleus is the source of this 1230-nucleotide messenger RNA. RefSeq names its product cystathionine gamma-lyase CYS3 (gene CYS3). The record is from RefSeq and is a predicted model, not a curated record. Gene Ontology annotation, molecular function: cystathionine gamma-lyase activity; pyridoxal phosphate binding. The transcript has 4 exons. Gene Ontology annotation, cellular component: cytoplasm. The coding region runs from base 1 to 1230 and encodes 409 amino acids. Lineage: Eukaryota; Fungi; Ascomycota; Eurotiomycetes; Eurotiales; Aspergillaceae. Gene Ontology annotation, biological process: transsulfuration.